Molecule: messenger RNA, 1059 nt
Organism: Diatraea saccharalis (sugarcane borer)
Lineage: Eukaryota; Metazoa; Arthropoda; Insecta; Lepidoptera; Crambidae
Source: the annotation of a GenBank genome assembly
AUUGGCUAAAAUUGAUAUUAUAUACUUGUAUCACCAUACUUCUUUACUAAUUACUAAUACUAAAAACGUAAUAAUAUUUUGGUCAAUAAUGCAUAGUGUAUCAUUUUUGAUACAUACCUUUUAUUAAUAAAAAAAACAUGAAAAUAUUCAUUUUUAUUUUUUUUUCUAUUUUUCCAUGAAAAUACACUUAACCCUCAAUACAAUAUAUUUAUUUCAUUGAAAUCACAAAAAUCAUGCAUUUAAGGGUUAAAAAAGAAAAAAAAUUUUAUCACAAUGUUCUAAAACGGGUUAUUGCAGUGAUAAAAUUUUUAAGUAUCAGGGGCCUACCAUUUAGAGGUUCCGAGGAAGAAUUUGGUUCUCCGCAUAAUAGCAAUUUUGUGGGUGCUCUAGAGCUAUUAGCAGAGUUUGAUCCAUUCAUUCGUGAACACAUUGAACAGCGAGAGCUACGCCCAAAACCGAUAAUAUCGUUACUUAUCGAAAACAGUAUACGAAGAAAUAAUCGAGAUUAUGGGCCGACAUAUAAUUAAACAAAUUAUAACUCAAAUAAAUAACGACGACACAAAGUAUUAUUCAAUCGUUAUGGAUUCUACUCCAGAUCUGUCUCACAAUGAUCAACUUGCUAUUGUACUACGAUACUGUUUUCGGGUGGAGAGAUUAGUAGAAGAUGCGACCCUCGCUGGGGGCGCGGCGGUGGCAUCCGAGCCAGAUGCACCACCUCGUGGCGACUUUAAAGACCACAUAUAUAUGGAAAAGCUUCAGUGUAUAGAUGACAAGCAUUCUGAGAAAUGCGGUUUAACAGUGAACAAUAUAAAAGCAACUGCGGCGCGCAUAGAAAUGCGAACUGCUAAUAUGGUGAGUCCCGAGCCGGUGUGUGAAGACUGCAAGGAGAAAGUUAUAGAUUGCUAUUGUGUACAAGACGUAGGUGCGAUGAGAUUACGCGAGCGCACACAGAAAGACGCCCUCGAACACGCUCGCCGCUCGCGUCAUGUGGCACAUGCUCGCGAACAUGCUCUAAAGGACUUAAACGUUCCACUUGCAAGAGAAAACAUUCCGUCUUGA